ACAGUGUGACACCAGCGGUAAACAAUAAAGGUGCGAUUAGCGUUUAGCUUUAAAGAGAUGUGGAAUUAGCUUAAAGACGGUGUUGUAGUUUUUAAUUAGUAAUAAAGCAACAAUGUCUUCAGAGUAUCUGAGAGAGUUUGUUAAUGAGAGACUAACUGCUGCUGCUCAAGAAAUAUUCGGAGUUUUUCAGAAAACCAUCGUCGAGUAUGAAGAAGAGCUCGACCGUCAGAGGAGGCUGUUGGAUGUCGUUUGGAAACCUGAAAUAAGGCUACACAGGAUAGGUGUGCACAACUUUAAAGAGCUCCCACAGCAACAUGUCUGUAAGGAGGGGGAGGUUCUCUCUGAGCAGCAGCUCUGUAUUCAGGAGAAGAACUCCAGUGUGGACCAAGAGGAGCCAGAGCCUCCACAGAUUAAAGAGGAAGAGGAGGAACUCUGCACCAGUCAGGAGGGAGAGCAGCUUGUACUGAAGCAGGAGACUGAUGCCUCCAUGUUGACUCUUACUCAUGAGGAAAGAGACCACAGUGAAGAUCAGACUCUCAACUUCAGUCCUUAUGACACUUUAAGUGCAGCAGAGGAGGAGUUUGAGGUCAACACACCAGUUAUAAGCCCCGUGGUAUCAGAAGCGUACACUUACCACCAGCUCCUCUCUCACAACUCUCCUGAAGCUGAGAGCCAAGAUCAGAGAGGAGACAAACAUGGAGACUGUGGAUCAACUAGCAACGCAGAACCAAAACCAAAGAAAAUAAAUCACAAAAGCAAAAGUCACAAUCACACUGUAAAAGACUCAAACGUGUCAAAGAUACCUUGUAUUACUCAAACCAGUAAGAUAAUUUUUCAAUGUGACACUUGUUGGAAAAUCUUUAAGUCUAAACAAGCUUUGCAGAGACACCAGAUGAUACACACAGGCGAGAAGCCGUACCUUUGCAACACCUGUGGGAAAAGAUUCAGUCGAUCAUACGAUUUAAGUUCUCAUUUAAGAACCCACACGGGUGAGAAGCCAUAUUCUUGCAAAGUAUGUGGAAAAGAUUUCAGACGUAGUAGUGGCUUGACAGAACACAUGAGAAAGCACCACAAUGCAAAGCCAAAACCUGAUGACACAAAUAAGGAGUCUGUAGUGAACAUGCCAGUUAUAAGCUCUGUGGUAUCAGAGGCUAACAGUGACCACCAGCUCCUCUCUCACAACUCUCCUGAAGCUGAGAGCCAAGAUCAGAGAGGAGACAAACAUGGAGACUCGGGAGCAACUAGAAAUGCAGAACCAAACCCAGAGAGAGCGCAUCAGGAAAGCAGAAGUCAAAGCAACAAUGAUAAUAACUCCAAUAUGUCAGAGAUUCCCGAUGAUGCAAACCCAUUUGAGACAGUUUUCCAAUGUGACGUUUGUGGAAAAACUUUCAAUUUCAAGUCUCAAUUGAAAACGCACCGGAGGAGCCACACAGGUGAGAAGCCGUAUUGUUGCAACACAUGUGGAAGAACCUUCGCAUAUAUGUGUCACCUGAAUGUGCACAUGAGAAGACACACAGGCGAGAAGCCGUUUCCUUGCAAAACAUGUGGAAGAACCUUCGGAUAUAAAGGUCACCUGAAUGUGCACAUGAGAAGACACACAGGCGAGAAGCCGUAUACAUGCAGAGUGUGUGGGAGAGCUUUCAGACACGGCGACGGCUUGACGGCCCACAUGAGAAGAGCCCACACCGGUGAGAAGCCGUACCUUUGCAACACCUGUGGGAAAAGAUUCUGUCAAGCAACAGAACUGAAAGCUCAUACAAACGUCCACACUGAUGAGAAGCCAUUUUCUUGCAAAACAUGCGGAAAAGGUUUCGGGCGUAACUUUGACUUGAUGGUCCACAUGAGAACACACACGGGUGAGAGGCCGUACUCUUGCACAACAUGUGGAAAGGGUUUCAUCCGUAAAAAUGAGUUGAUGUACCACGUGAGAAUACACACAGGUGAGAAGCCGUACGUCUGCAGAACGUGUGGGAAAGAUUUCGGGCGUAGUGGCGCCUUGUUGUCCCACAUUAAAAUUCACACAGGUGAGAAGCCGUUCACUUGUGAAGUGUGUGGAAAAGAUUUCAGGCGUAAAAGUGACGUGACGGUCCACAUGAGAAUACACAAGAGGCCGAGUGUGAAGCCGUACCUCUGCAAGAUCUGCGGGAGAAGAUGCUUUAACGUGUCCGAGUUGGCAAAGCAUGUAACGUCGCAUGCAACCAAGUAGUCUUGAAUAUCAUCCAAAAUAUGUGGGAGGCGGUUCAGUUUGAUAGUCCAGCGACCUGUCCAGGGUGUACCCCGCCUCUCGUCCAGUGUCAGCUGGGAUACUCUCCAUCCUCCUGUGACUCCCAACAGGAGAAGUGGUUAAAGGCUUGUACAAAAACUCACAGAAGUGAACAGCCACUUAAUUGGAAGGAGUUACUCAAACCAUGUUCUUGAAAAACACCCGAGGAUCAACAUACACAAGAGAAACCACUGGGCGAAAACUCUCCUGACGACAUAUUCACCAACUGAAUAAAAUAAACCUUUGCAACAGCUCUACUUCUGAAAGUGAAUGUAUAUUUUAAUUCCAUUUUGGAAGAGGUCACAAUAUAUUGAAAGAAGUAAAUUAACUCAUCAUAACAAACUCAUAUUUUUCCCUUUGUAUUAUUGUUAGCAUUACCGUAAAACUUCAGUUUAUAGCCCGGGUUAUUAUUUGCUUAUUUGCUGACCUCAGCAGGCCUAUAUUUGGGACAGGCCUUUAACUCCUGUCACACAAAACUGUUGCUCAUCAAAGAUGGGAUAUACAGUAUGAAUAUUAAUUGUAUAAAUUUUAGGCUUUGAAGAACGUAUCAGCUAACAACAUGUAGCAUCUCCAUAUUGACAAAAGUUCAAACAUUUAUAUUUGUACGUGCAGUCGAAGCACCUAACUAACGUUAGCUCAAGUGGGUAUCCAACCACCUGCUUUAUACGUCCAGAGAACGUCUAUAAAAAUGAACUUGGCAACCAGACCUGGGGUCUCAAUUAUAAACACACACAAAACGAGGCCUGAAAGAAGCAUACGCCACUUCCCGCGCAAAAGUUGUGAUUCAUAAAAACAGACUUAAUGGGAGAAACGUUGAAAUUGGGGACGUAGAUGGUGAGGUGGAAGCCUGAUUGUAGAUAUUGUCAGAGGCUUUUGUCCGUAGGGGAGACCGGGGUAAGAUAAGCCAUUUUUUAUAUUCAGGAUCACUACAUCAAGGCUAUUAUAGUUUUGUUGCUAACUAAUAUAUGUGCAUAAGAUAUUCCAGUUAUACGUACAUGUCUGUACUGAAUUAAAUAAGACGCUUCUUCAAAUCCAUGUGUAUUUUUAUUUAUAAUACACAAUUCAACAGGUACAAAUCUUUUUUUAAAUUAUAAUUGCAUAUAACAACUUCAAAACAUUUUAACAUAGGCCUGAGAAUGCCUUAAAGUGCGCUUAGCAAGAGAACCUUAACAGCUGUGUUUUUGGAAAGAAAACACUGAACUAAAUCCGUAAACGUGAAUCCUAGUUUGGUGUCCUUGCUGACAGGAGGGCCUCCUUCAUCCUCUCUAAACUCCUCCCUCCAUCUUACUCUCGUUCCAUCCACCCCCCUCCCUCCUUCCAUCCAUACCCCACCUGUCCCUUUACUCAAUAUCCCACCUGUCCAGGUUGCAGGGGAAUACAAACUGCUGGGACUCUGAGGUUUGGGGAGUUUUGCGAUUACAUCACUUCUUGGGAAGAAUCCCUCAUCUUUCUCCUUGAAAGUAAAGCUUGGUUUACCAUAUCCAGCUUUGCCUCUUCUCAGAAACUUACGGCUCAACUUACCCCAUAGCUACCAUAUUGACUUUAUUAGCCUCCACAGCUAAAAUGGUGCACUUUCAUGCUAGCUGUACUACCUCAUUUUGUAGUUAAUAGAUACCACAAUUGAUGUAUAAAACAAAUGAAAAAUGAUCUAUUUUGGUCUAAACACAAUCCCCAUGAAACUUAUGAGAGACUAAAUUCA
Messenger RNA from Epinephelus moara (kelp grouper), 3962 nucleotides. RefSeq names its product zinc finger protein 260-like. NCBI's taxonomy places the organism in Eukaryota, Metazoa, Chordata, Actinopteri, Perciformes, Serranidae. The transcript is spliced from 2 exons. Bases 113 to 2206 code for a protein of 697 amino acids. The record is from RefSeq and is a predicted model, not a curated record.